Lolium perenne is the source of this 1155-nucleotide messenger RNA. RefSeq lists its product as uncharacterized. Gene Ontology annotation, biological process: negative regulation of DNA-templated transcription. NCBI's taxonomy places the organism in Eukaryota, Viridiplantae, Streptophyta, Magnoliopsida, Poales, Poaceae. The record is from RefSeq and is a predicted model, not a curated record.
UCCAAACCCAAACCAGCUUGGCUUUGACAUCGCCGGCCAUGUCAACGUCGUCGAGAGCGCGGCGCGGCGGCGGGAGGCAGUUCGCGGUGGGCGGGCGGCUGCGGCACGUGGCCGUGGUGGACGCGGGGUGCGGGUGCCGCCCGCGCCGCCCGAGGCUGCCGGCGCUCAUGAGCCUGCCUUCCUUCCUCAGGCCGUCUCCGAAGCCGCCGGUGCCGGCGCCGGGGAGCAGCAUCAGCAGCUCCCUGUCCCGUUCGUCGUCCUUCUUCCCGUCCUCCGCCUCCACCGCCUCCUCCGCCACCUACUCCACCUACUCCUCCUCCAGCGCCUCCUACAAGCAGCACGGCCAGGCGCCCGCGGUGCCCUACGGGGUGACGGCCAAGGCGUCCGCCCCGGCGCCGGUCGCGAGGAAGAAACAUGCCGCGAGGAAGAGGCGCGAGAAGGCAGCGGCGUCGGCGGAGGAGGGCGUCGGGGUGGCGGUGGAGAAGGAGUCGUCGGACCCGCGCGCGGACUUCCGCGACAGCAUGGUGCAGAUGGUGGUGGAGAUGGGGCUCUGCGACUGGGACGGCCUCCGCUGCAUGCUCCGCCGCCUGCUCGCCCUCAACGCGCCGCGACACCACGCCGCCAUCCUCGCCGCCUUCGCAGAGGUCUGCGCCCAGCUCGCCUCCGACCCUCCGCCGCAGCCGCCGGCAUACCACUACGACUACUACUACUGACGAAGCUCGUCCGCUCGUGCUCUGUUCCGUGUGUACGUGGUGGGGGUCUCGAGAUCCUGGCACCACCUGGUGUACGCGUCGCUUACCGGGUGGUGAUAGGAUCUCUCAGGAGGCAGUUUGGUGAAGAAAAUUAGUAGUGGCAUGCAGGUUUAGGUGUGUUUAGUAUUAGCUCAGCUCUUAUUUGGUGGCGGUGUUUAAGUUUCCUAGUUUCUGCUCAUUAUGUUUCGUGUGUUUGUUCUUAGUGUGCUUGCGUGGCCUUCGGUUUUGCGUGAAGGUCACCGAGAAAGGAUCCAACUCUAGUUAAUCUAUGUAACUAUAGUUGUGUCAUUAGUAGUGCUGUGAUAUGUCUGUGCUACAUGCAUAUGGCAAAUGUCUAGUGAAUCAUGUUCUGUAUGCUUGCUAAUCUUCACAAUGAGAAGAAAGUUUGCACUGCGUCUUGAAA